CCCCGGGGGUGUCCCCCACAUGCACGCGCACCCCUCUCCCGCGUCACGCCCAGCCUGGUACACGCCCCCUCCCCUGAGCCUAGGGAGCCAGCGCCGGGUCCGUUAUCGAGUGUCGUUCAGCCCGGUCACCUCCGCAAUAGCAGCCGCCAUGUUCAGCUGGGUCAGCAAAGACGCCCGCAGGAAAAAAGAGCCCGAGCUCUUCCAGACGGUUGGCGACGGGCUUCGCAAGCUCUACAGCCAGAAGCUGUUUCCCCUGGAGGAGACCUACCGCUUCCACGACUUCCACUCCCCGGCCCUGGAGGAUGCCGACUUCCACAAUAAGCCCAUGGUACUGCUGGUGGGCCAGUACAGCACCGGCAAGACCACCUUUAUCCGCCACCUCAUGGAGCAAGACUUCCCCGGCAUGAGGAUCGGCCCGGAGCCCACCACGGACUCGUUCAUCGCUGUCAUGCACGGCCCGGUGGAGGGGGUCGUGCCCGGGAACGCUCUGGUAGUGGACCCCAAGAAGCCCUUCAGGAAGCUCAGCGCCUUCGGCAAUGCUUUCCUCAACAGGUUCAUGUGUGCACAACUACCUAAUCCCGUCCUGGAGAGCAUCAGCAUCAUAGACACACCAGGCAUAUUGUCUGGGGAGAAGCAACGCAUCAGCCGUGGCUAUGACUUUGCUGCAGUCCUGGAGUGGUUUGCGGAGCGAGUGGAUCGGAUCAUUCUGCUCUUUGAUGCCCACAAGCUGGAUAUAUCAGAUGAGUUUUCUGAAGUCAUCAAAGCACUCAAAAACCAUGAAGAUAAAAUCCGGGUUGUCCUUAACAAGGCAGAUCAAAUUGAAACCCAGCAGCUUAUGAGAGUGUACGGAGCCCUCAUGUGGUCACUGGGCAAGAUCAUCAACACCCCAGAGGUGGUACGUGUGUACAUCGGUUCAUUCUGGUCCCAUCCACUGCUCAUACCAGACAACCGCAAACUGUUUGAAGCAGAGGAACAAGACUUGUUCAAGGACAUUCAGUCACUGCCAAGGAAUGCUGCUCUCCGCAAGCUGAAUGACCUCAUUAAACGAGCCAGGCUGGCCAAGGUUCACGCCUAUAUUAUUAGUGCAUUAAAAAAAGAAAUGCCAAAUGUAUUUGGGAAGGACAAUAAGAAGAAGGAUCUUAUUAACAACUUGGCUGAGAUCUACAUUAAAAUUGAAAAGGAAUAUCAGAUUUCUCCCGGAGACUUUCCAAAUCUCAAGAAAAUGCAGGAAGUUCUAAUGACACAGGACUUCUCCAAGUUCCAGCCCUUGAAACCAAAAUUGCUGGACACAGUAGAUGACAUGUUGUCCAAUGACAUUGCCCGGCUUAUGGUCAUGGUUCGGCAGGAAGAGUCCCAAAUGACAAACCAGGUUGUUAAAGGUGGUGCAUUUGAAGGAACCAUGAAUGGUCCAUUUGGCCAUGGCUAUGGUGAGGGAGCUGGAGAAGGUAUCGAUGACCUAGAGUGGGUUGUAGCCAAAGAUAAACCAACUUAUGAUGAAAUCUUCUACACUCUUUCCCCUGUGAAUGGAAAGAUCACUGGAGCCAGUGCCAAGAAGGAAAUGGUGAAGUCCAAACUCCCCAACACAGUGCUGGGUAAAAUCUGGAAGUUGGCAGAUGUGGACCAUGAUGGGCUUCUUGACGACGAAGAGUUUGCCUUAGCAAACCAUUUAAUAAAAGUCAAGCUAGAAGGGCACGAAUUACCAGCCGACCUUCCUUCACAUCUAAUUCCACCUUCAAAGCGGAGAGGGGAAUAAACACUGUACUGCCUUCACUUUCUCCUCUUCUACAGAAUCUUCCACACGUAUGUUCUUCUUGAAUGCCUGCACCACAAAGAACUCCAGCAUUGGCAGACGAACUCUGGGACAUCCAACGUCAUAACACGGCUUUAAUAAAAUAAAAAGGACUGGAUUGGAAGAAACCGAGUGUUGUGCAAGCAGUGAAAUUCAGUUGUUAUACUUGUUGAGCAGCUUGUGGACAAAGAGUCGGUUCAAUUACACUUUCUGUCUUAGGUAUUAUUGUGUUUUGAAUGGUGGUCAACCAUUUUAUUACAGCAUAAGCUCAAUAUUAUUAGCACCAAUCUACACUCCUAGAUUUUGGUUUGACAACAUGUUCAAACUCCUUUGCAUCAGAGGCAAUCUUCA
Molecule: messenger RNA, 2140 nt
Organism: Nanorana parkeri
Lineage: Eukaryota; Metazoa; Chordata; Amphibia; Anura; Dicroglossidae
Gene: EHD1
Product: EH domain containing 1
Exons: 5
Coding region: 20-1753 (577 amino acids)
Biological process (GO): endosomal transport; clathrin-dependent synaptic vesicle endocytosis
Cellular component (GO): presynaptic membrane; cytoplasm; intracellular vesicle
Molecular function (GO): protein binding; GTP binding; calcium ion binding
Source: RefSeq, a predicted model, not a curated record